Sycon ciliatum is the source of this 1388-nucleotide messenger RNA. RefSeq names its product mediator of RNA polymerase II transcription subunit 6-like. The record is from RefSeq and is a predicted model, not a curated record. NCBI's taxonomy places the organism in Eukaryota, Metazoa, Porifera, Calcarea, Leucosolenida, Sycettidae. Gene Ontology annotation, cellular component: mediator complex; core mediator complex. Bases 199 to 987 code for a protein of 262 amino acids. The transcript has 8 exons. Gene Ontology annotation, biological process: regulation of transcription by RNA polymerase II. Gene Ontology annotation, molecular function: transcription coactivator activity.
AUUAUUACUAAUUAUUAGUGUAUUAGUAUUACUACAUGUUCAGGACGGUCUCUUUCUGGUCACAAUUUUGGUUCUUUUAGUGCUCUAGCUGAAUCGAGAUGAUCCAAGUGUUCUCUGUGAGAUGAAAUCUGUCGAAGGAAGUACACGGUGUAGUUAGUUUCUCUCCUCUCGAUUGACCCUUUUUGAACUACACCAUUGAUGUCUGUGGAAAAGAAGCUGCACCUAUCGUGGCACGACAGUGCUUGGAUUCCGAUUCUGCAACCCAGCAAUGUGCUGGAGUACUUCUCUCAGCGCUCCAAUCCUUUCUACGAUCGAACGUGCAACAAUGAAGUCGUUCGAAUGCAGCGGAGAGAAUUGUCGACAAUCAAGAGUAUGACGGGGCUGGAGUAUGAGCUGCUACAUGUCCAGGGAAAUUUCCUGUACAUCAUUCGCAAGCAGUUCCGCCACUCACCCACAGAAGUGACACCACAAGCUAACUAUUACAUCCUCAAUGGCGUUGUCUACCAAGCACCGGACCUGCACGCCGUCGUAAACUCGAGAGUAUUCAGUGCGUUGUACCACAUCACCAAAGCAUUUGAUGAAGUAUCACCAAGGGCACGGUAUCACCCCACUAGUGGCUAUCUGUGGGACUUUGAGCAUGCACAGCUCGAAGACUACAAGAAGAAGGAGGCAUCCAUCGAGCGCUCGACCAAGGAAUCAAACGUGCAGCACCAGUGUGUCUCUAUGAUCUUGAACGAUGUCGUCAAGAAAUUCCCUCCGCAGGUUGUGUCUUCGGAGCAGGCAACUACCGGCGAAGCUAAAACACCCGCAGCUGCCAGCUCCAAUGAAAGCGGCGAAGGCCCUGGUGCACCUUCCAGUACAGAGGCACCCAGCGCUGCACAGGCAUCGGUGUCGACUUCAGCUUCUGCUCAGAUCACAUCUGUGAAAAGGUCUGCAGGUGAGGACAGCACCGAGGCACCUGCUGCAAAACGUUCCAGGCUGGCGUGAGGCAGGCAUCUUCUCUUUUACUUUACCUCCCGUUCCCCCCCCCCCCGUGUUAUGGUUUUUACUGCAUCUGUACAAAGAAGUUUUUUAUAUUAUUAUUUCAGUGUCCUUUCUAGUGUAUAUAUGACAUGCAACUUUUAACUUAAUUUUUUGUUCCAUUGUUCGUCCUCCUAUUCUCCACUCUGUAUUAUAGUUGUAUUUCCAGCUUGACUGUUUAUAAUAGGUCUAAUUCGCUUUCUUGAAGAGAUUUUUACCUCCCUCAGGUCUAAUUCGCUGUUAAGCGGAUUUCUUGAAGAGGUUUUUACCUCCCUCUGUUCAUGGUGUUGUUUAUUUGCGAAUUUGUGUCAUGUACCCAUAUUGACACAUGUGUAAUCAAAAGCUUGAUUGCAAUGAAGCAGGAAUCA